CGUAGCAAUUUCGGUAAUGGCGUCUAUGGUUGAGGUGCGCUUGGCUUUGGAAAAAUGAAGCGUAGAAGAACUUAUUUCUGUUAUUGAAAACGCGGGGUUUCCAUUUGUAAACUUUGCGUUUAAAGCUGUGUCAUUUGGAGGUUCGAGCUCUGAUACUACUUCCUAACGUAUCGAGAUGAUGAAGAUGAAGUCUAACCAAACUCGUACAUAUGAUGGAGAUGGUUACAAGAAAAGGGCCGCUUGCCUGUGCUUCAAGAGCGAGACUGAGGAAGAGGUGUUGUUGGUGAGCAGCAGUCGAUAUCCAGACAAGUGGAUCGUUCCAGGAGGUGGAAUGGAGCCUGAGGAAGAGCCUAAUGUUGCUGCUGUCCGAGAAGUUUGUGAAGAGGCUGGUGUCAAGGGCACUUUAGGAAGACUAGUAGGAAUAUUUGAGAACAGAGAUAGGAAACACAGGACAUACGUGUAUGUUCUCAUUGUAAAAGAAGUACUGGAAGACUGGGAGGACUCUGUAAACAUUGGGAGAAAAAGGGAAUGGUUUAAAAUAGACGAUGCCAUACAAGUGCUGCAGUGUCACAAGCCAGUUCAGGCCACCUACUUCGAGGCCCUACAGGAGGGCUGCUUGACAAGUAAUGGGACGCCCCUUGUGGCCACGAUAGGCGAAGACCUUUCACCCACCUACAACAUUAAUCAGAGCUCUGUCUCUGAUAUCAGAUAACUAAUACACAACACUGACACUCCGGAUGCUUCCGCCACCACUCUCGCUCUUAUUCUUUCAGUAUUCUUUUUCCUCUCUCUUUUUCUCUCCUUCUCCUUUUCUCUCGAAAAAAAAUGGUUUGCCUUGCCAACCCUUUUUGAGUGCCAGAGAAGUGGCACAAACUUGGAAAAAGUGUUGGGUAAAUAUUCAUGUUUUGUAAAUGUAAUGUUUGUCUCUCUACUCUGAUCCACCCCACCCCCCCCGGCCCUUACCAUUACGAAUGGACAGUUGCAUGAAAUAGCCCCUCCCUCUACUUUGUCAUUUUCUCUUUAGUGCCCUGUAUGUGGCCCAAGUGUGAGUUUAAAUGAAUGCAAGAACUACUUUUUAUUGUUGUGAUGUAAAUACACAUAGCCUAGUGCUUAAGCUUGAGGCUUUCAAUAUUUUUAUGCAUUCAUUUUCCUGUAUGAGUGAGCAUGUUUUACUGUGAGUGAAAGGGAGAGAAAGGGAGAGAGAUAGAACAUAUGUAUGUAUUUUGUUAUUGGAACUGCCCCCAGUGUGAGAAAAUGUUUAGCUGCCUGAACGGAGGGAACCGUGAGAAGUCAGUUGUUUUGCAUGAGCACUGAUAUUUAUUUGUCUUACGAGUUUGGGUGAUCUGAUGAAUGUUCAAACUGUAUUUGGUGUCAGUAGGUCUUCUGAGUAAUCUUCUUUCUCCUCUUUUACCCCCUCUUGCCAUUCUGUAAAUAUCUUAUGCUCUGAAGAAAUGCAGAGGGCUUAAUUAUGCUUGCUCCCUGACUACAGUGUGGAGCCCAGAUCUGGGAAUGGGCUGACUUUAAAAAUAUGAUUUCACCCAAAAAUGCUAAUGAGGCUCAGUAAGCAGGGACAGUCUGCAGUUGCUAUAAGCAUUGUAGAUGGAUUUCAUGCCCCAACUCAUGUACAUUCAUUAGCUGAGCUUGUUUUUUGGCUGGAGUACCCCUUUAUGUCAGUUUAACAUUGGAACUCUACCCAAGUCUUAGUCCAAAGGCUGAAGGAAUGUGCUUUGUGUAACCAGCAGUGAGUCCUAUAGGGUUCAUUAAAUAUGAACAGGUCCAUUAAUUUCAAUAUUCCGAUGUUGAAAGUGUUAGAGAGAAAUGGUUGUGUAAAGUUUAAUAGUAAGACAUUUACAAUGGUCAACAGUUAUUAAUUACAAUCCCCAACAUUUUCAGUGACGACCACUAAAACCAGCAUCAUUGGAAUUAUGUUCAGCUUUGACAGAGGUGGCGCUAACUAGAUAGUUUGAUAGGCUAAUAGACCUUCCUUCUUGUCUCAUGGGCAAAAUUGAUCCCUUUUGUCGUGUCUUUUCAGUCCAGGGCAAAGGUAAAGUGGACACUGAAUAUGGGCCCAUCAUAACUUGGUAGGGCAGUGAUAUAUAAUUCAUAUAACAUUUUCUGCAUAUCCAAGACAAUAGCCCAAGAUGUUGUACAUUAAAGCACACUGAGUAGUGUGCUCAAAUGCAACAGUUCCUUUGAAUGUUCCAACAGAAAACCCACACGCCUUAGUCCUCCCACCAACUCUUUUAAGCUUGUAAAAAGGCUCAUGUCAGCUGCAUGAAGGCACAAGUAGUUAAUGCUGCCUCUUGUCCAUUGUGGUUUUCACUGGAAGUUAUUACACUUCCAAUAUGGGAAAGAAAGGUGCUACAUAGCCCUGAUUCUGCCUGUUUAUUAUCUUUGCUGUAGUCCCUUUUCUUCAUCUCUUAAAGUGUUGUAUGUACAUCUUGAUUCAAGUACUCCAUGCCUGCGAUCAAGAACCAGAUGCAGAGCUAAUCAAGGCCUGCAUGGAUGAGACCUUGUUGGAAUGUGUGAAAAAAAAAAAUGUUUGACCUGUAAAUUCUUCCCCCUCUUUUCCUCUUUAAUUGCCUAGUAACUUGUCUCAGCCAGGCUGACCUGUCCUUCUGAGGGCAAGCAGCAGCUGGCACAGUACUGUGAAUCUGGAGCCACUGUAGUUAGCCAGCCUUUCUUCCGUUUCUGAAUAGAUCAAACACAAACAUACAAAGUACAGUUCAUGUGGCUUGGGUAUGAUACUCCAUUAUGAGUUUAUUGGCAAUGAAACUGUUAAGGCCCCAAGGAUGUUUGGAACCUGUCCUUAUUGGGUAUUUAUUGGGUUUUGAUUUGGCAGCUGAAGUGAUGCCACAGUUCAUUUGUUUAUUUUAAAUGGUUUCUGCAUGUUAAUUUCUUCAAAGUGAAAAUUGUUUUUGAUUUGUUUUUCCACCUCACAUGAGAUCUGUUUUAUGUAAACAACUUAUAUAGUUGUUAUUAAGUUUGCCAAUGCAAAAGAUCCCGAUUAGGACUUUUAAGGGUUUGGUUGUUAUUCUUGAGGAAGCAAAGACAUCAUUUGGAUAUUCAGGCAUAAUCUGUUUAUGCCGAGUGUAGUGUAGGCCACAAUUUCAGUUCAAUAUUUUUAAUUACACAAAUGUUAAUAAUAGAUUGUAAUUACAGUUUUUGUUUACAUGGCUAGCCUAUUCUGUCUAUCGAUCAAACACUAAAGUCACAACUUUAGUCAUGUUGCUGGGUUGAUGAACAUUUCCUUUCUUGCCACAAAUGUAAUUGUUCCCAUAUUACCUGAUGGGACAUACAGAAAUGUUUUUUGGGGAAAAGUCACAUUUUCACACAUUUUUCACCCAGUUCAAAUAUAGUUAAUUAGCCAAGAUAUAUAUUUAAGUGCAAAUUUUGCUCAAUAGUUGCACUGUAGCUACAAUGCUAAUGUAGCAAGAAGUAAUGGCUAAUAUUCAGUCAUAAGCCUCCAUUAUGUGUUAGCAAUUGCUUUUUAGCUUCAGUGCAGUUUAAUAAAAAUUAAAUUAAAUAAAAAUUGGUGCCAUUAUUUCACUGCUUAUAAAAGUAAAUAGAAAAUUUGUCCAUAACAAACCUUUUUAACAUUUUUUGUCUUUAUUGCAGCAGUUUUGAUGGGCUGUCUUGUGAACUGCCUGUAGCACAAUACAUAUGUGUAAAACUUUGUAUGAUCAAGAAUUUAGACUAAUCAAAAUAUUCUGUGCAUGGAUUAGCUGGGCCUGCUUGUGGAUAUCACACACAACACUGUAGUCCUGUCAGAUAAUCCAGAUUUCACUGAGGAGUGCUGUUUGCAAGAUUUGUUUUUCCAAAAUGCUAAAUGGAAUAUUGAUUCUGAAUUGUAUUUUGCCUGCAUUACACCUAUAGAUUUCACGAUGCUGAUUCACCUCUAUUGCACCUUAAGAUUAGCUCAGCAUAACGCAUUAGACCCUGGGAAAACAAUAGCCUAUCUUUCCACAUGUCCUGAGUUGAUCAUUUAAUCAAUUUGCUGAUUUUGGAAUGUGGCCUAUAGAAAUCAACCUUCAAGAAUGAAAAAUGAAAAAGAUGCAACACAUCCAGCCCCUAAGCUGUGACCAUUUUCAGUUGAACUCUCAUACCCUUCACUGGAACCUUUACUUUGUGAUUUGGGGAUUGUGGAAUAUUACCAGUAUGAGAAUGUAAUAUAAAUGUGCCAACAAAUAAACAUCAGUAUUUCACAUCA
Molecule: messenger RNA, 4210 nt
Organism: Electrophorus electricus (electric eel)
Lineage: Eukaryota; Metazoa; Chordata; Actinopteri; Gymnotiformes; Gymnotidae
Gene: nudt3b
Product: nudix (nucleoside diphosphate linked moiety X)-type motif 3b
Biological process (GO): diadenosine hexaphosphate catabolic process; diphosphoinositol polyphosphate metabolic process; adenosine 5'-(hexahydrogen pentaphosphate) catabolic process
Cellular component (GO): cytoplasm; nucleus
Molecular function (GO): bis(5'-adenosyl)-pentaphosphatase activity; endopolyphosphatase activity; bis(5'-adenosyl)-hexaphosphatase activity
Source: RefSeq, a predicted model, not a curated record